Messenger RNA from Oncorhynchus masou masou (cherry salmon), 5249 nucleotides. RefSeq names its product mitogen-activated protein kinase kinase kinase 5-like. The transcript is spliced from 28 exons. Lineage: Eukaryota; Metazoa; Chordata; Actinopteri; Salmoniformes; Salmonidae. Gene Ontology annotation, biological process: MAPK cascade; cellular response to stress; protein phosphorylation. The record is from RefSeq and is a predicted model, not a curated record. Bases 147 to 4154 code for a protein of 1335 amino acids. Gene Ontology annotation, molecular function: MAP kinase kinase kinase activity; ATP binding.
CGUGUAGAGAUUAUGGAACAGUUCGCGGAAUGUCACUGGAAACUGGGGCGAGACGAAACGCACCUGGGGAAUUUGCAGGAACAGAGCUGCACUGUCUAUGAAGGUUAUUCAACACUGGAAUAUGCGUACUUGAAUAUUUGGUAGAAAUGUAUACCACCGAACGCAGGCGUAUGAGCCUGCACGAGGUUAAGAGAAAGGAUCCUGUUUGGGUAUCAGCUGGAAGUUUAUGGCAGGACCCUUUGGCUAUUGAACUCAGCACCUCGAAUAAACACAUUAUUUCCCCCCGGAGCCGGACUAGGGCUGUUGCUGUUGCAUACAUUGUCACUGAGGAUGCAUCCCUGCCACAGACAGAAGAGAACUUGUCACUGAAGUCCGUGAAAGAAGCCUGCGCGGAAACGCAUGCUGUGUUCAAAACCAUUCCUUUCGAGAGAAUAUCGCUUGGGACGACUGACAUUCUUGAUAUCUUCUACAAUGCCGAUGUGGCAGUGGUGGAAAUGAGUGAUACUUACUGCCAGCAGUCCCUCUUCUAUCACCUGGGUGUAAGAGAGAGCUUCAGCAUGACCAAUAACAUCAUCCUGUAUUGUCACAAGCAGGACAGUGACCUGGAAGCACUCAAGGAGCAGUGUGGGAGCUACACGUUCAUCCCGUAUGUAGUGUUGCCACAGGGCAAGGUGUUUGCCUGCGACGCGACCCUCGUAAACGGCAUCAAAGAACUGAUGCAGCCAAGCUUCCAACUGGAACCCCUCCUCACCCCACUGGUAGAGAGGCUCAUUCAACUGCUGGAUAAUGUGCACGUUCAUGCCAGUGAGUACUUCCGGGAGUCCAUCCGGCAUGAGAUCCGCACAGCCCGGGAGCGCUUCAGUGGCCAGGAUUUGAGUCAGGAGCUGGGCCGCAUCCAGAAGCGCCUUGACACGGUGGAGCUGCUCAGCCCAGACAUCAUCAUGAACCUACUGCUGUCGUACCGGGAUGUCCAGGACUAUGAUGCCAUUAUCAAACUGGUAGAGACUCUGAACAACUUGCCCAUGUGCUUGGUGGCUGCCCAGCAGAAUAUCAAAUUUCACUACAUAUUUGCUUUAAACAGGAGGAAUCGUCCAGGUGACCGUGCCAAGGCCCUGGAGGUGAUUCUGCCCAUUGUGGAGUCAGGUGGCCAGGUGGUGUCGGACGUGCACUGCCUCUGCGGCCGUAUCUACAAAGACAUGUUCAUGAGCUCUGGCUUUAAAGACCAUCGCAGUCGAGACCAGGCCUGCUACUGGUACGGCAAAGCCUUCGAGACAGAGCCCACCCUUCAUUCCGGCAUCAACAACGUUGUCCUCUUGAUGGCUGCCGGCCACGAAUUUGACACCUCCAUCGAGCUGCGGAAAAUAGGCGUGACCCUGAGCAGCCUCCUGGGGAGGAAGGGCAGCUUGGAGAAGAUGCAGGACUACUGGGACGUAGGCUUCUACCUGGGAGCCAGCAUCCUGGCUAACGAACACAGGAAGGUCAUCGAGGCUUCAGAAAAACUCUACCGGCUCAAUGCACCCAUGUGGUAUGUGGGCUCGAUCAUGGAGACGUUCAUCUUGUAUCGUCAGUUCACCAAGCCCCCAGAGGUGAAAAUGUCUAAACAGGAGACUGUGGACUUCUGGAUGGAGCUGAUGCUGCAAGCCUGCAAGCCUACUGUUUCCACUGACCGCUGCCCAGUUCUGAUCCUGGAGCCGACCAAAGUGCUCCAACCCACCAUAGUGUGUGUGAGUGAGGAUGACGACAGCUGCACAGUUCAGCUCAACCACAUCACACCCCUGAAGAAAGGCCAGAAAGACCAGUGGACUUUCCCUGCCUCGCAAAUCCGGGGAGUGAGUGUUUCCAAGUUUGACGAGCGUAGCUGCUUCCUGUAUGUCCUGGAGAACUCGGAUGACUUCCAACUCUGCUUUCCCAGCGAGCUGCACUGUAAAGGGUUCUGUGAGCUGGUCAACUCUCUCCUAAGCCAGGCAGAAGCCCCAGUGGAGUACCCCAGCGAGCUCACUGGAGGAUUACUGGAGUUUAUCUAUGAGACCAGCGAAAACGGAGACAAGGUGGUUCUGGGUAAAGGAACCUAUGGCGUGGUGUAUGCUGGGAGGGACCUGAGCAACCAAGUCCGCAUCGCCAUCAAGGAGAUCCCAGAGAAAGACAGAACUUACUCCCAGCCUCUGCAUGAGGAGAUAGCUCUGCACAAGAGGCUGAAGCACAGGAACAUCGUUCAGUACCUGGGCUCUAUGAGUCAGGACGGCUUCAUCAAGAUCUUUAUGGAGGAGGUUCCUGGAGGAAGCUUGUCCUCUCUCCUGCGUUCCAAAUGGGGACCCCUGAAAGACAACGAGGCCACUGUCAUUUUCUACACCAAACAGAUCCUUGAAGGGCUUAAGUACCUCCAUGACCACCAGAUAGUCCACAGAGACAUCAAGGGUGACAACGUGUUGAUUAACACCUACAGUGGUGUUCUCAAGAUCUCUGACUUUGGCACCUCGAAACGACUGGCGGGAAUCAACCCCUGCACAGAGACCUUUACAGGGACCCUGCAGUACAUGGCUCCAGAGAUCAUCGACCAGGGCCCGCGGGGUUAUGGGAAGCCUGCAGACAUCUGGUCCUUGGGCUGUACCAUCAUAGAGAUGGCCACGGGGAAACCACCCUUCCACGAGCUGGGCAGCCCACAGGCAGCCAUGUUCAAGGUUGGUAUGUUCAAGAUCCACCCGGAAGUGCCGGAGUGUAUGUCAGCUGAGGCCAAAGGCUGCAUCAUGAGCUGCUUCACACCGGACCCAGACAACAGGGCCACGGCCUCUGAGCUGCUCAAGGAUUCCUUCCUCAAAUCCACCUCCCGGAGGAAGACCAAGCCAGAGCCUGACACACUGCCUACAGAUGCUGGUGACAUGUACCAGCGGAGUAUGUCUGUCCCAGUGUCUAUACGUGUGACAGAUACCGACAGGGACACUGACAGGAUGGACCUGUCGUGCUCAUGGGACCUCCGGAGGACCAUCUCCCCCCUCAGAGGAAAGGACAUUACAAAGAGCCCACCCAGCACCAGAGGCUUCCUGCCGGUGUCAGAGGAGCCCAGUACUGUGGACAUGACGGCUAGUCCAGCCACGUCAGGGGAGAACCUGGGCCUGUUCCUACUGAGGAAGGACAGCGAGAGGAGGGCCACACUGCACAAAAUCCUCACUGAGUACAUCACCGACGUGGUGCACAACAUCCAGAACACACUACCUCAGCAAACAGACGUUGGUUCCGUGACCUCAGAGCACAUCUCUGAGCUGAUUGGCUGCCUGCGGGAGAACAUCCGCUCUCCAGACAGAAGGCACCUGACCAACAGCCUGGUGAAGUUGCGCUCCACACUGCUUGCUACUGCAGUACCCCUCAAAAACCUGCGAGCUGUGCUCUUCAGCUUCCAGGAUGCGGUGAAAAAGGUGUUGAGGCAGCAGCGGGUGAAACCUCACUGGAUGUUUGCUCUGGAUAACCUUCUGAGGCAGGCCGUACAGGACGCCAUCACUGUGCUGUUACCAGAGCUCAAGCUUCAGCUGCAGUCUUCCUUUGAGACGGACGAGAGUAGCCCAGAAAGAGAGCAACAGCCCAGUGAGCUAGCAGAGCUUUUGCCUGCAGUCCUCUCAGAUGACCAGGUGGUGGCGCCAGCCAACACAGAGCCCAUAGAGGAGGUUUCAGAAAGCCCCUGCUUACCCAAUGGCCUCCAGUACAACACUAACUGUCCCCUCAGUCAGGAACUGAGAGAUCUACGGCUAGAGACGCGCAGACUGCUGACCCAGCUGAGUGAGAAGGAGAGGGAAUACCAGGAGCUACUGAGGAAUUCUGUCCAGAGUAGACAGGGUCAGAUCGACACUACCAGGAACACAUCAGAACUCACAGAUACAGAGUUGUCCCUGCAGAUUAGUUCGAACUCAGAAGUCAAGUCCUUGGUUUGCUGGCUGAAGGCUAUCCCAGUAGAUCAGGACACCAUAGACAAGUUACUCUCUCACGAGUUCACCUUGGACUGUCUCCUCACCAUGGCCUGCAGGGAUGACUUGAUGUACUGUGCCAUAAGAGGAGGGAUGCUGUGUCGUAUCUGGGCGGCCAUCACAACAUGGAGGAAGUCACAGAUCAAAUCUCAGCUCAGCACACACUCUGAAGAGAGCGAGGACACAUUCUCGGAUGGAUAGUCACAUGUUCCAUGAAUAGGCUGGUCCUAUAAGCACAACAUGGUACAGAUUUACUGAGUGUGAAUUUAUCUCAUAGUUAAGGUGUGUGUGUGUGUGUGUGUGUGUGUGUGUGUGUGUGUGUGUGUGUGUGUGUGUGUGUGUGUGUGUGUGUGUGUGUACGCAUGUGCAGUUUUCUGAGAACAAGAUAAUCAUAUCAUAAAAAGUGGACCUACCUUAGUAUUUCCCCAAAGUUGUUAUAUUGAAACUGAAAUGGUUACAGAAAGAUGGAUGAACAGUAAAGGAUAUGUUUUUUUUUCUGUCAUUUCUUAUUGUGAAUACCUAUAGGUAUAAAAACGGGUUUCAGAAAUCUGCAAUCUGAUUGGCUGAAAUGGUGUUCUAAACCAUUGACAAUUCUCUGAUAUUUGAAAUGCAUAUGCAGGCGAAAGGGGAAUAUUUAGGGCCAACAGCUGUCAUAUUUUUACCUCAACAGAUAAUCCAUGCCUCCAUGGAUACUUUAUAUUCCCUUAUUAGUUUGUUGUGUAGUAUAAAACAAAAUAACUUAUUUCUAUUGUACCUCUUUAAUGUACACCAUUUCUGAGAUCUUAGAAGGGCUUAAAGCUUGAAGAAAAGGUAUGUUAUUGAUGGUAAAUAUACACUUUUGCGAGUCUGUGCACUGGUGACUGGUCAUUAAUAAUCAGGAAUAGUGGUGGUGUCUGUAAGAUGUGUAUAUGGGUCGUUUGAUAAAGAAAGGUGCCAAUGUUCAUGUUAAAAGUGUCAUGUUUAAAUAUGAUUUUCUUUCAGUUUCACAUGGGUAGGUACAGGAAUAAAAGUCUAGGUAGGCAUAAUGACACUAACGCCACCUAGCAACAACAAAACAUCAUUCAUGUCAUUCAACAUGUCACAUGAAACAUGGACACUGCAUGUUUCUUUGUCAUGCCUAGUAGCCAGGUCUGUUUGUGCUUUAGUCAACUUCUCUAUAAUUUAUAGCCAUGCUAAACAUUUCUGAGGAAUGGAAAAGAUAAACAGCUUCUAUAUGUUUUUAUAGUUAAAAAAUACAAUGGGUCCUGUCAAGAAAAUUGAUGAUCAAUAAUUAAAUCUAUAUAAUCUGUGAAUUUA